Bactrocera tryoni is the source of this 3788-nucleotide messenger RNA. RefSeq lists its product as uncharacterized. Lineage: Eukaryota; Metazoa; Arthropoda; Insecta; Diptera; Tephritidae. Bases 544 to 873 code for a protein of 109 amino acids. The record is from RefSeq and is a predicted model, not a curated record. The transcript is spliced from 2 exons.
CUGUGUAUUGUUGUGACAGGAUAACAAGUAUUUCUUUGGUAUAAAUAGCAUAGACAUUUGGGCGGAACGUGUAUUAACAUUUGAAGACUGCGACGUAGCUGAGCUGUGCAAAGGAUAAGGAAAAUAUAAUAAAAAUAUAGUAAUAACAAAGUAUAUUAUAUGUAUAUAUAAUUAAUUAUUAUGUGUUAUAAAGAGUGUUAAGGAGAAGAAAAAGUGUUUGAAAUCAUUUGAAUGAAUAUUAUAUAUGUACAUAUUUAAGUGUGGUAUAUAAAUAACAAAAUAAUUAAACUAAGCAUAAUAGCGCUAUCAACCGUCUCGUUUCUAUAAGAAAAUUAUAUUAUUCAACUACAUAAGCAUCGUUGUGUUAACCGCAAGUAAUUUCAAAGCAGCAGCUAUUGAAAAGUGCAUCGAUAUCUGUUUUAACAAAACAAAUUGCGUUUGCAUUUACUUUUACGGCACAUUAAUGCAAUAACAGCAAAUUUAUAAAGAAGAAUAAACAACACGUCGCAGCCUGCAAACAUAUACACGCGCUUAGGAUUAAAAAUGGAGGGCUAUCAGGAUAUGAGCGAGCUGGAAAAGUCGGUCGCGCACGCGGGCACCCAACUCUAUACCGUGGCACACAAAUUGCACGAAGUCGAAACGACAUUGGACCAUACCAGCAGCCUGGAUGAUGUUGAUGGCGUUUGUGUCAUGGAACUGCUCGAGUCCAUGGAGGAGGUCAAGGCGGAAUAUCAUCAUCUGGUACAAAAUAUACGCGAGGUGCACCAGUUGCAACGUGACGUCACCACAUCGAUACGCUUUCAAAUGCGUAGCAUGCAGCAGACAUUCGAAUCGCUUAAGAAACGCAUCGAAUUGCGCGUUACGCAAAACUGAAUAAUAUGCGCUGAGGGCUGUGAAAGUACGGAAUACUUGUAGGUGCUGGUAAAAAAUACGUAAAACGACGAUGAGGCGUGAGAAUUAAAUACAUUUCUUGGGUAAUCUUAAUUUUAUUUUUGAAUGAGAAUUAAAUAUGUCUUAAGUCGCCUCAUUUUUGUUUUUUAAGUUCUUAUAGACAUAAAUAGUUUAUAAGUAAUGCAUUUGUAUAUCAAAACUUCCACAGUUUUCUUUUAAAUUAUGCAACAUUAUUUCUAGCUACUUCUACUUGUUACUAUUUUAUUACAUAUUUGUUGAGUAAUGAUUUAUUUUUUAUUAAGUUGGCAAACCUCACAACCAAGGUUGCGAAUUUAUUAAUUAAAAAAUUUGGUUCACAAGUUAAUUUUCGAUUUAGUCCGAAAAUCGGUGUUUUAUUAAAUUUUCAAUUUCUAUUUCUGGGAUUUAAAAGUGAAAGUUAAUUUUUUUAUUUUUAUUUUAGAAGAAAACAAAAUGGCAGAACACGUGAAAAAAAUAUAUAUUUUAAAGCAAUUUAAUUUUUUUAUUGUAACUUAAAAGCUUGGGAUUAUUUUUUUUUUCAAUUAGGCAUGCGCGUUUAAGUAAAAUUUUUAAACAGAUCUUUUGUUAUUAACAUUUUUCGGAAUUAUAAAACAAAAUUAGUUCAGAUGUUAAUUCAAUUAUUUCGUAAUGUAUUAUUUGCAAACCUUCCUAAAAAUAAUGAGCGCCGUAAGGCAAUUAUUAAAUAUUAAAGUUAUACAUUAGCUUAGUGUCUUUGUUACCCAGGAAGAUACUUAUUUAAAUCAAUUUCUGCAGAAGUAAAGCUUUAGCGAAUAUUUAUUUGUGAUAAUUCACAUUUUUGUGUUUAUUUACUUUUUUGACAAUCAGCUGUUUACUAAUAAGCAGUGUAGGACUCAUAUUUAAUUGAAUUUGAUUUUAUAAAAGUGCUUUAAUUUGUUAACAACUUUUUUUGUUAAUAUCGAGCCAGGGUUGCAAAGAAUGCCUUAAAAAAUUAAGUGAUUUAACUUUUGAAGUAAUUUUUUUAAUCUCGAAAAUCUUAAUUAGAAACAAUUGUUAAAUUUGAAAGAUUGAAACAAAACAAAUUUUUAGCUCAAAUACCGGAAAUAUAGUCCCAAAAAUUGCACUACAAACUAAAAAUAGUUGUUUUGCAAAUGCAAUUUUUAAUUCAAAAAUUCAAAACCCUCGUCUAACAUAAAACUUUUGAUUGUUUUGUCUUAAAAACCUGUUUAUUUUUUUAUAUGUGAAGUGAAAAGAGAAGAAACAGGACGAAACAUGUAAAAUGUUAUUACUAUUAUCAUUAAAAUAUUUAUUAACAUUAUUUAAACAAGUAUAUUAAUAUACAUAUAUUCGCAGUUUAUUUAGCAAUUUCCAUACUCUGUAUGCGAACUCUCGCUGGUUCACGUAUUACUCACUUUUAAAUACAAGUAAACUACCUGGUAGGUAAAAUGCACUGCUGUGUAUGUAUGUGUGGUAAGUCUUAUUUCCAUCAUUGUUGGCAACUAGAUUUUACAUUUACGAUACAAGGACAAAUAGUAAAAUGCAUGCAUAUACAUAAAUACGUACAUAUGUAUGUAAAUGAAUGGGACUAUGCACCAAAAAGGAUAAGUGGCCUAGAUGAAGUUUUAAAUAGGAAAUGUGCCUAGUAAUUCGGGUGUCCGUAAGAUAUUUCGUUAUAGUUUCGCACUAUUUUAUUUUAUGCUGUGCUGUGCGCAGAAACCUAUACAUAGGUGGCUGAAAAACUUCAAGGUGGUUAAAAUACUACAAGAAAUUCUUUUCAAUACAAAUUAUUUCUAAGAAAAUAGAAUUGUAUGCUAGAAGAAGUGGAGCGCGUAAAGUAUGUUGUAGCACCCUACGGAGGAAAUGUUUAUGUAUACAUUUGAACUAAAAAUUGUCGACAUAAUUUAAAUAAAUUUAAUUUCUAUUAUGUUGUUUUAGUUACUUAUUUCUUAUUACCUUUUUGCCAAUGACAGCAGACACCAUUUUAUUUCUGGAAUUUAUUAUUAACAUUGACGUUUAUCUUAUUCUCUAAGCGAAUUCAAUGGAAAAUACCAUAAACGGUAAUUUUGUUCCAGAAAGUUAGUGGCCAAGAGUAAAUUGAAUAAAAGCAGACGUGCUUCUGGAAAAAAUUUUAUUAUAAUUAUAAUAUAAACGGUUAAUGCUAAUUUUCAUUUAUAUUCGAAGGCACUUUAUUUAACUCUUAUUUGCCUUAAAAUUUGCGUACAAACAUACAUAUGUACAUAACUUAUACUUAAUUUUAAUUACUGUAAUGUGCAAGAGUGCAUGAGAUUAUAACUGAUUGUUCGGUGAAGGUAGAAAACUUACAAACAGAUAUAAAGACGAUGAUGAUUUGAAAAAGUUUCAUAUAAGUUUGGUAAAAAAGUACACCUAAAUGAAGCGCUUGUAAUUUAUUUUACAAUGGUCUUUUUAAUUAAUUUUAUAAUGUUUUUGUUUUGGUUCUUUUCAUUAAUUUUAAUUGCAUAUUUGUGGAAGUUAUGAUUAGAAUAAUUUGAAAAUAAGUUUUCUGUUUUGUUCACAAACUUAGAGAAAUAAGACAAUUUACUAAAAGUAACAAGUAAGACAAAGCAAUUUAAUAGACUUAGUCAUUAAAGAACUUAGCGGCAUUUAAAGUGUAUUAAUUGUAUUGAAAAACAAAAAAAAAAACACACACAAUUGGGAAUAACCAAAAAUAUUUUAUCAUAUACUUAUAAGUAUCUUUAAGAAGCAAUAAUUUUUGUGCAAUUAGACUAAUAUUUCCAAAAAAACUUAAAAGUUGAAUAAUAAAAAUUCACCUACGUAUUUCGUAUUGCAUUUAUAGCAAAAACGCAUUUUUAUUACUAAUUCAUUGUUUCUAAGCAGCAAUUACAAAUAUGAAAAACACUUUUUGAAAUAAAUCACGUUUG